Molecule: messenger RNA, 2912 nt
Organism: Cimex lectularius (bed bug)
Lineage: Eukaryota; Metazoa; Arthropoda; Insecta; Hemiptera; Cimicidae
Product: protein NRDE2 homolog
Exons: 17
Coding region: 105-2789 (894 amino acids)
Biological process (GO): regulatory ncRNA-mediated post-transcriptional gene silencing; negative regulation of RNA catabolic process
Cellular component (GO): catalytic step 2 spliceosome
Source: RefSeq, a predicted model, not a curated record
ACUCUUAUAUAUAAUAGGGAACUUGUAGGUUUUUGUUUACAGGUUUUUAAAUUUCAAUAAAAACCAGAACAUACCAAUUUUUUUAUUAUUGGACAUUUGAUGAAAUGCCACUUUUCCCAGCGUAUGAAUCACAGAAUGGCUCUCAGAAUGAAGGAGAAUCGUCUACAUCCGAAGGGUGGUUGAACUGUUCCAGUUUUCCAGAAAAUGCAGUGCAAGUUGUCCAAGAAAAACAGGCCAAAGAAGAUCGAAAAAGGAAACGAGACGAAGAUGAAAAAACUCAACCGGAUAAUCGAGUUGGCUUGUAUUAUGAAGAUUCAGAGCCAAAGGCCAAGACUCCUGCUCCUGCAGUACCUCAAAUUCAGCUUACAAGACCGGUCAUUCAAAGACAAGCGACACAAGUCAAAAAGAAGAAAAGGAAAAAGAAAAAAGACAAGCUCAAUGACAGAUAUUUCGACAAAAAAGAAUCUGUAGAAGAGGAAAGAGAAGAAGUAAUGAGUAUCGAAGAAUUCACCCAAAAAACAGCCGAGUUUAAUCAGUUAUUGAGAAAUGAUCCGAACAAUGUUGAAAAUUGGUUGAAUUAUGUCAAAUUUCAGGAUCAAGGAAUAGGUCACAGGAGGGCGAAAACAGAAAAGAAAUUAUCUAUUUUAGACAAAGCUCUCAAAGAAAAUCCACAGAGUGAAGAACUUUUAGAGCAUAGGAUGUCUUUAAUGGAAAUAAUCUACACCUAUGACAAAUUGAACACCGAAGCUAAGCAGAUAAUUAGUAAAUAUCCUUCAUCGCGAAUCGGCUGGAAAUGGUUGGUCUCUUCUGUGCUUUUCAACCUUUCAAAAAUGACUGCCCCAAGUGUGCUGGACACUUAUGCAGCGGUAUUACAAAGGGUGCACAACCAGCCAUCAGAAUUCAUUUUAGAGAUCCUUUUCGAGUGUGGCAUUUUUUUACGCCAAGCCGGAUUGUGGGAACAACUUUGGACUCUCGUUCAGAUUUACUUGGAGAUGAAUUUUACGGUUGCUGGUUCUGGGGCGUUCAAGUUGGAUGUUGAAAUACCAGACAUAGAAAUAAGGGAAAUUGAGGACAAAGUAAUAACAUCAGGAUUGACUCUGACAGAACUCUGGCUAAGAGUUGAACAUAUGAGAAGUGGUGUUUAUUUUUUACCCGUGACGGAUAAAGAUAAUUUAAGUGAAGAUCCACAGAGGACUGUUUUACAGGAAGAUCUCUCACAUCUUCUUUACCCUUUGAGCAUUGAAUCUAGGCCUAAAUUAGCUAUGAUUGUGUUAUUACUUCUAAAGGUACCACUUCUUCCUUGCACUGAUUCAUUUUAUGAAUUUAUAGGAUUAAAAAAAAUCACCUGGUGUUUAGAAAGUCCUGAACUGUUAUUUUCAGUUGUUAGUUCUCCGUAUGGGAUAGUACAAAAUGGAGAAGAAGGAUUUCAUUUGAAUACGUUAAAAGAUUUAUUAGUGAAUCCGCAAUAUUUAGCUGAUAAAACUGGAAAUGAACAGUUUUUAGAAGCAAUCGAUAAAAUGUUUCUUAACAUUUUAAAAUUUUGCAAUGACGAUUUGAUGCCCAUUCUUGUCAUUCAGAUAAGAUGGUGGCGGUUGCUCGUAAAAUUGAAAAAAAUAAGUGGGAAAUCUUAUAAAUCAAGAGCGAAACAAUUUCUGAAGCAGUACAGAGACUUUUUACCACUGUAUGCGGAGUACGCCCUCCUUGAAGAAUUGGACAAUUUCAAUUCAGCACAAAGGAUUCUUGAAACAGCUAUUGAACUCAAGGACUCGCCCCAGAAUGUCGGUUCAGUUGAUAAAUCGCAUCUUUGUGCUAUUUACAGAAUUUAUAUUGAAAUGAUGCUUAGAAAAGAUUUUGAAUUAAAUAAAGAAAAGGUAUUUAAAUCCCUAGUGGCACUCUCCUUCGGGGAAAAGUUAAAAAAUAUUACAACUGUUUCUGAACAACUUAUUUCAAAAGCUUUGGAAAGGUUUUCUCAUGUCACAACUGAGCUGAUCAUGGAGGCAAUCAAUGAAACAGAAACAGAGUUGACUUUAAAUGAUCUUGUGUGUGAACCUUACCUUGUUUCUUGGAUUUCUUGUCAAGCAUGGCUCUCGUACAUUGCUACAGGGUCUUCCAAUGUGAAAAUAAUUUUUAAUAAAGCGUUAGAGAGCCUUGAAGCGGGUGUUGAUUCUCCCAGGUUGAGGUAUAUCAUUGAAGGGGUUUAUGAAAUUUAUAUAGACAUCCUUCACCAUUCCUACUCUAAAAAUGUUACUGAAUAUUCAUUAUUAUGUGAUAUUUUAUCAAAAGCGAUUGAGAAGUUUCCAAACAAUGCAAAGUUUCUACAUAUUCUAGCUUCGAUAAAGGUGAAAGGUAUGAAAUGGAGAAAAAUGCUUGUAUCUACAGGGUCCUGUCUUUCAGCCAUCUAUUCAUUUUUAAUUUUACACUCACAUCAUCAGACAGAUGAUACAAACACAAUUUCUAAACAAGCCAUGUACAACCAAAUGAAAUCACAGUUGACAAAAAUUGUCGAAUUAAAAAAUUUUGAAAGAUGUCCCAUUUUAUGGAGGCUUGUAUUGCAGUGUUCUUCACCGCUACCUCCACCAGAAUUGAAAAAAGUUUAUUACCAUGCCUUAGAGAAAUGCCCUUGGGUCAAGAUUCUUUAUUAUGAAGCGGGUAAAAUAUUACCGCAGGAUUUACCAGAAAUACAAGAUUUGCUCGUAGAAAAAGAGCUUAGGCUUCAUAUUACACCCGAAGAGCUGGAAAUACUGCGAGAAGAUGGCAUGCCAAUGAAAACAGAUGAAGAAAGCACAUAAAAAAUGUUUAAAAUUAAAAUUUAAAAAACAUACAAACAUUGUAAAAAUUUAAACAAAUAUAAUUUUUAUUUUUAUCUCCUUUUAGUUUCAACAUAAUAUACAUCUUCAAUUCACUAGUUUCGU